This is a messenger RNA of Bombina bombina (fire-bellied toad), 1824 nucleotides long. RefSeq names its product interleukin 17D (gene IL17D). Gene Ontology annotation, cellular component: extracellular region. The record is from RefSeq and is a predicted model, not a curated record. Gene Ontology annotation, biological process: inflammatory response. Bases 372 to 1013 code for a protein of 213 amino acids. Gene Ontology annotation, molecular function: cytokine activity. NCBI's taxonomy places the organism in Eukaryota, Metazoa, Chordata, Amphibia, Anura, Bombinatoridae. The transcript is spliced from 3 exons.
UUAUUCCUGAGAGAGGCAGACUGGGAGUAUUGCAGCAGCUUGUAUCCAUCUGCCACUGCAUUUGCCAGCUACAGACCUCCAGCAGCAAGUCACUUGAGAGCGUCUUUCUUCACUACCUAUUAUUCAAUUUAUAGCAAUUAGCACCUGUCCUCUCACUGUAACACAUUCUCCUUAUUCUUUAAUAUUUUUCUUCCAUGUUUUCUUCACUUCUUCCUCUUUUUAUUUGACUCUCAAAGUUUAGAUCUGUGUUUUUCCCCCCAGUUCUCCAACUGACCAGCUACUCUAUCCCACCCUAUUCCCCUCCCACUGCCUCCACUUCUCCAGGUCAUCCUUAUUCUAUCAUUCUCUAUCCAGCCCUCCAGAAUAUCAGAAUGCAGCCAUUGAUCAAGGUCUGGAUGGUGAGAGCAGCUUUAGUUCUGCUUAUGGGUCUACUACUUGUCAGCUCUGACCCUAAAGUAAUUAAACGUCCUGUACCAAAAGCAAGUAAAUGCGCAGAUCGUCCAGAGGAGCUUCUGGAGCAGUUGUAUGGGCGCCUGGCUGCAGGUAUGCUCAGCGCUUAUCACCACACGCUACAGUUGCAGCCACUGGAUAAACUAAACAUCAGCUGCCCCGCAGGGAACCGAGGUCGAGGUUUAACGGAAAACAAGCAACGCUUGCCAGUCAAUAUACACAGCAUCUCUCCCUGGGCUUAUAGAAUCACAUAUAAUCCAACAAGAUACCCCAAAUAUAUUCCUGAAGCGUACUGUCUGUGCAAGGGCUGCUUGACUGGUCCCUACGGAGAAGAAGACUUUCACUUUCGCAGCACCCCUGUCUAUAUGCCUACAGUGAUCUUGAGACGUACACCAGCUUGUGCUGGCGGGCGCUACAUAUAUGUUGAGGAUUAUAUCACUAUCCCAGUUGGUUGCACCUGUGUACCAGAACAGAAGGAAACAGAGCCAGAAAGUGUCAAUUCCAGUUUAGAGAAAGAAAAGUUUAAACACAUUAAUAAAAGUGAGAAACCGCUGUCCAACUAAAUUAGGGUGCUAGAUAACCAAAACAGGUCUAUAUUGUCGCUAUAGUAAGUGGUUAGCUCAUUGUUAACUUCUCCAUUAGUAGAAAAAUUUUGGGUAAGGCUGCUUACUACAAAGAUAGAUCAACAAAACCGGACUGUUGACUAUCAGCUUGUAAAGCAGUUUAACUUAAAUCUAAUGUCUGAGGAUUCUGUGAUUAGUCUAUGUGGCAGCUUGUAUUAUGUCAUCAGUUUAUAGCUGAAUUGUAGAACAUUAUCUUCUGUAUGGCAAGAUCAGGCAGCAGGUUUUAGAUCAAGUGCUAAAUAUUUACUUCCAUGCUUUUCAGUAUGGGUUGUAUGCAAAUGAAAUCCUAAAGAGGAUUUCUAUAUUUAUAUGUUCAUUCCAGUUAUGUGGUCAUUUACACUAAUAAUGAUGUCUAAUAUACAUUUCCAAUUCACCCAUCUCUAUAUUGUGUUCACCAAUGUUGCCCAAAACAAAUACACGUAGGUUUGAGAGUCUCUGAGUUUCACUAAGUGAGCAUGAAUUGUUAAUUUGGGAAAAUCUUUUUGGAGUGUUUCCUGGUGAUUUGUAUAUUCCCUUUUCAUCAUAAAUCAACCUGUUUCUAAACAUUUGCUGUAAGAAAGGAAAUGAUCUAGAAGUAAGAGGUGUUGAUUACUAUUCUGUACCAAGGAGCUGGUAAUAUACAACUGUGUCAUAUUAUCUUAAAUAAAUUAUUUGCUAAGAUUGUGAGGUGUUGGAUAAUUUAAAGGGACAUAAACCCCCUUUUUAAUGUAUGUUUAAUAUUUAUCACUAAUUAAACACUACUUUCCCAAGA